AUGGAUCAAUCAAUAUAUUUGUUGUUAAUGCUAGUGUUAUUUGUGUGUGUUCAUUGCGAAUUCGAGGGUGAAGAAUGUAAAAAAGGUAAUUUAUUAGGAGUCUGUACGAAUAUAAGGAAAUGUCAGUCCGCGCUGAACGACAUCAGAAACAGGAAAUCACCACAGAUUUGUUCGUUCGACAACGCGGAUCCUGUUGUGUGCUGCUUUGAUAACUCGAUCAGUUCACGGGCUCCCCUCGCCACAACAACGCGUCGUACGCCGAGUUCUACCACAACGGAGUACGUACCACCCUCCUAUGAUUACCAGUCCAACAAUGGCGACAAGAAAUGCGAGGAUGUACCGGCGGAUCUGACGUCUCCCAAGACCGGGCAGAAGGCGUGGGACAAAUGUAUUGAAUAUCAAGAGCAGCUCGUGUAUCCGUGUGAAAAGGGCGUCGCGCUCACCGGGGAGAUCAGCCGCAGUAAGCACUGCCACCACGACGCGGACGAGCUCAUCAUUGGCGGCACCGAUGCAGGCGUCAACGAAUAUCCGCACAUGGUCCUGCUCGGCUACGGUGACGAUGUCGCGAACAUCCAGUGGCUGUGCGGGGGGGUGCUCAUCAGUGAGCGCUUCGUGCUCACAGCCGGACACUGCCUAUCCAGUAGAGAGGUUGGCGCAGUCAGAUACGUGUAUAUCGGAGCCCUCGCCCGGCACGAGACCACGAACCCGUCCCGCCGCUACGCAGUCAUCCGCGCUCACAGACACCCCGACUACAAGCCGCCUAGCAAGUAUAACGACAUCGCGCUGUUAGAGCUAGAUCGACAGGUCCCGCUGGACCAGUACACAGUCCCGGCGUGUCUGCACACGGGAGACGCCGUCAAUGACGAGCGGGCCUCCGCCACCGGCUGGGGACUCACCGAGAACCGGGGCUCCACGUCGGACGUGCUGCAGAAGGUGGUACUAACUAAGUUCACGUCGACGGAAUGCUCCGAGAAGUACCCGACCAAUCGCAACAUGAAGCGCGGGUUCGACCCUCGGACUCAGAUGUGCUACGGAGACAGGACAUUGUCCAGAGACACUUGUCAGGGCGAUAGCGGAGGUCCUAUACAGAUAAAAAGCAAGAAGAUGGACUGUAUGUACGUCGUGAUAGGCGUGACGUCGUUUGGUCGGGCCUGUGGUUACGCGGGCGAGCCCGGGAUCUACACCAGGGUCAGCCACUACGUACCCUGGAUAGAGAGUGUCGUCUGGCCUUAG
Bombyx mori (domestic silkworm) is the source of this 1233-nucleotide messenger RNA. RefSeq names its product serine protease HP21. Gene Ontology annotation, molecular function: serine-type endopeptidase activity. The record is from RefSeq and is marked provisional. Gene Ontology annotation, biological process: proteolysis. NCBI's taxonomy places the organism in Eukaryota, Metazoa, Arthropoda, Insecta, Lepidoptera, Bombycidae.